Messenger RNA from Sycon ciliatum, 5271 nucleotides. Its product is annotated as synaptonemal complex protein 2-like. The coding region runs from base 652 to 4779 and encodes 1375 amino acids. The transcript is spliced from 33 exons. The record is from RefSeq and is a predicted model, not a curated record. Lineage: Eukaryota; Metazoa; Porifera; Calcarea; Leucosolenida; Sycettidae.
AUCCCCCGGGCCUAUUCAGCAAUUGGAUCUGUAGGUGUCUUUUGGGGAUACGGCCAGCAGGAAGAGCCAACCAAACAGUUACUGCAUACCCACUGGUUAGAGUCAUGCAAAGCACGGGAGACAGAUUAAUAAUACACAGAUAAGAGCGAAGCAACGAAGAGCCACCGGUGUUACCUCAGCCUAGCCGACUCAGGCCGAUAAGUAAUCGAUCAGUUCUUCCUACUGCACCAUCUACAGUAUCUACAGAUCGAUCCUUGUCAAAGCAUCUAGCAUACACAGACUGGUGCACAGUUCAUGACCUGAACUUUGCACCCUUCUAUUCCCCACGCUGAUUUUGAUUUUCUCCUAUCUCCACUCCAUGAUCACUGAAGCGACGACCGGUCUACACAGACUACACGACUUGUUGUCUACGGGUAGUUUCUAUGCAUCGACGACGAAACGAAAUGGGGAGUGUUUGUUCAGGCGAGUUAUUUCUUCACUCUGAUCAGAGGAGUUUCUCAUGCGAAAAAAAGCACGAGUGAAUGUUGAGGUGGAACAAGAAGACGACACAGUUUGUUGAAUCCAUUGGUUGCAGACAUGAAUUAUCCCUUCACUAGAUAUUAUUGAGCUAGAAGUGACGAGUGGAAACUGUGGAAACUGCUCACAGGAAAUAUGCCGGCUAUUGCCACAAUUGCCCAGAUCGCUGAAAGCAAGUCAUCGGACGAAUUCUUUCGGCGACUACGCACUUACAUAGAAGAAAAGCCGGGUAGCAAUCCUAACACGAAAUGCGUCCGGAAAAUUCUAGUGCGGAUCGCCACCAUUCUUGAAGAGGAACGGGUUAGUGAUGAUGAGGUGAGGAUAUGUCUGCAGUUCAUACAGUACCUGGAUCAGACGGAUAGUGAGAUAAUGAAAUGGCUGAAUCUUGGCUUGACCGAGCUACUUGAGAAAGUCUUGGCAACGCUAACGAAGCCGGAUGAUCAGUUUGUUGCAAAAGCAAGGAAAGAUCUUCUCUACGGAUACUAUGAUAGGGUCAUGAUGCUGACAAAUUCUGCUGAUGCUAAAGGGAAGGAAUUGCUCAGAAACAGCGUUGUUCCAAAGUUAUUGACGAUGAGCUGCCAAGAGUGUCACUGCGUCCCAUCGCUAGUCGAGGGCAUGAAAGUUGUCAACUCUCUGCUUCAGUGUUGCCCAAUUCCAUCCUUGCACAGCCUGAGCGCCAAUCAAGGCGUCAAGAGCAGCCUACUGUCCAUGGGCCAGAAACUUUCUCUUUUGGGAGAUAUGGAACUCCAGAUGGGAUUUGUAGAAGGAAUCUUCCGCUUGACGACCCGGGAAGAGCGAGAGCGAUUGGGCAGUCACUGUUUCCAUUAUGAACGCAUAACUGGCCACUUCCUGAGCAUCAAGGAUACGGAGUUUGAACCGGACUGUAGGCGCUUUCUCAAUGCACUCAAUGGCUCUAUGGCGAACAGCAGCAAAAGGGUUAUUACACUGCCGUGCUGUUCAGCCUAUGUUGGUGACGUUCAGCUGCAGCGACCAAAAGACAAAGGCUUGAGCGACUUCUGGGUGGAUUUCAACCCAAGAAGUCUGUCCAUGACAUUAUUUAUCCAAGACACGGCUGUAGAGAGUGAUGUUUGGGAUACGGUAGCUGUGUGCAAAGAGAAUGUCAAAUCAUUUCACCUGACUGAGGGAAUCAAUGAAGGUCAUCAGCUAACUAUCCAGCUCUCGGAAGCCCUGACACACAUAUCUAACAGCCACCAGGUCAAGAUAUUCUUGAAGAAGGAGUAUGAUCCGAGAGCAGCUUUGUAUCAGGUCUUUGGAAAGGAGCUAGAAAAGAGUGGCUUGGCCAAGAAAAGGGUCAAUCGAAUGUCUGUGGCCAUUGCUUCACUGCUAAUCAGUGGUGGAAAAACAACUAUAUCUGAAAGUCCUGUCAAUAGUGCACCAAACAGCCAAGCAAGUCCUCCUGCUCAGCAAUCUCCGAUCAUACCGAGACAGGCCCUGUAUGCUACGCCUAAUAUCAAAUCAACUCUCAAGACACCGAAGACAUCGACACCCAUAAGCCCCUGCUCACAGCAGGCUCCACACUCUAACUUGCCAGUGAUCACGCAAGUAACUACCCACCUACCACUGCAGCCCAUACCAGAUGGUCACGAGGAGGACGAAUCCCCUAUUAUGUCCUCUGCUCCAGCUCCGCUUUCAAUGAACGCCACUAGUUUGCCCGACAUUGACCGCACCAUAAGCAAAAAGCUGGAUGAACAAUCAAUCUGCUCUCGGCAUGAAGAGCAGCCAGACUCUGAAUCAUUCCAGUUUGAAAGCACAUUUGAAAAGAGACAACACACCAUGAAAAGCUCUCAAUGCACUGCGUCUAAGAAGAGAGCGUCGAGAACAAAGAAGGGAACUUCGAAAAAACCAAGCACUACCACACGGGAAACAAAGGUUCCACUUGAGAAAGAACGUGCUGUGGUUCCGGCAGCUAGACGCCCUUCUACAACCAAAAGGAAAUCGGUGGAUGAUGUGAACACGAAUGUUAACAAGAAGUCUCUUUCUCCGUUUAGCUUUCCCGGGGAUGAUCAGUGUGAACUACCACAGCCCAAGAAAGGGGGCAAAGUAGCACGACUGCAAUCAUCGCGUUCUAAGAAAAAGCCAAACGUGGCACACAGCACCAAAAGGACAACCAAGACCAAGAAAGAUUCUACCAAGGAUUUGGAGGAAUUUCCAGAGCCCAUCCAGAAUAUGACCAGCAAUAUGCAAGUGUCUCCACCAAGAGAUCUGCUACCACUGAGGGAUGACACAAAGGAGCAACAAAGCUCAGAUCUGCCGAAAACACAAGAAGCAUAUGAACUGUCAUCCUCAGCUGGUGAUUGUGUGAUCGAUGACGAGGAAUAUGAGAGGCAGACUUCUUCGCCGCAGGAGCCCAUCCAGAAUAUGACCAGCAAUAUGCAAGUGUCUCCACCAAGAGAUCUGCUACCACUGAGGGAUGACACAAAGAAGCAACAAAGCUCAGAUCUGCCAAAAACACAAGAACAGUUAGCAUAUGAACUGCCAUCCUUAGCUGGAGUUUGUGUGAUCGAUGACGAGGAAUAUGAGAUGCAGACUUCUUCGCCACCUCUUUUGUCUGCUGGCAUUGAUUCCCUUAACACUAGAAAGAGGCCAAAGGAAAGGAAGAGAAGUUUGCAGCAGGCUUGCAACGAAACGGCAAAUGAACAGCAAGCGCCCUGCAUCGAUCCCUUUGACGAUCCUGGAAGAAGAUCAGCAGAAUUCAACGUAGCAUCACAACAGUCGGACCAACAGCCAACAAGUGCCUCACCAUCACUGCCACCACCUCCACGCUCACGUAGGGCACGUCCUGCUGUCAAUUACGACACAAGCACACCACCUACGAUCGCUUCACCAUGCAACACCAAACCCCCCACACCCUGCUCUGUGAGAGUUGAAAAGCUGCGGUUCGAGAGAUUGCCAUCAAGCGAACCUACCGCGAUAUCAAGACUUCAGCUAACAGCCAGUAACAUCCUGGAAGAUUUCAAUUCUAGCAUGCUGGAUGUAAUGGCGGCAGCGGAUCCUGUUCUGGAAGCGUCAAGAAACGGAAAAUGCGCUACUCCGAAAGAAAGAAGUGAGGCAAGCAAAGGUGCAAGAAGAGGGAAAAAGAAGAAUGCAAAGUCCCUGGAUGAUUCACCUCUCCUGCUACUGCCUUCGUCCCCGGCUGAAUACGUGAAUGGACCUGGACACAACCUUUACGCUCUGAGGGAAUCAAUGUCAAAUCCUACCACCCCCAGGCGCAGGGACAGAGAAUUAAGUGAAGAGUCUAGCACUAGUGAAGCUGACAAUAGUCGAAACUUCACCGUCAAAGAAACCGAACAGCCCAAGUCCAACAAGGCAACGCGCGACUCCGGAGUCGGAUGCUCCUACUACCAUUUAUCUCCUCAAACUCCUGGUGGAAAAUCAAUGGUGGCCGCUAAGAAACGAUCUCAUACACCUCGCCUGAGCACCCCUAGCCUAACAUUUGAGUUGUCUCCCGCUGUCCGCCCUUCAAAGAAGCGAGACCGAGCUGAUAUGACCAGGAUGGAGGAUGCGGAGGAGCUGAGGCAAGUAAAGAGAAGAAAGCCAUCCACGGGACCAUCUCUUCAAGCAUCUGUGAAAAGAAGACCUGAGAUGACUCUGAAGCAUAGCGCCUGCAACCUGUUAGCUUCCUCUGAAGAGGAGGCCGAGGAGGAUGUUGGUGCAGAUUUCCUGGGAUUGAAUCUGCUCUCCGACAAUACAUCUCAGUCGUCGUUUGGACAACCUCAUAUUCAAGGAAAUGACAUUCAGUCUCUUGUGCAAAGCUUUGGUGUUGGCGUGUCCGACUCCUUCAAGUCUAAGCAACAGGUGAUGACAUCAUUCACUCGGUCUAUGUCAAACUAUGUUGUCAACUUGGUGGACGAGUUUUGGGAUGAUAAUACGCGUGAAAGGAGUCAGGCUCUGUCUACUUUCAAGCAAUCUGUGUCACCACACCUACGCUCACUGGAAAAGGAAUUCCAAGCGCAACAGAAUGCUCAAGAGAAGAUCAUCGCGAUGAUGAAGGAAUCGAUUGCAUCUUUGCAGAAUACCAGGCAAUCUCAGGGCGAAAGCCUGUCAGCUCUCAAGAGUAAGCUAGUGGCUUAUGUUACCAACAUGGACAAGAUGGCUUCAAGGCACAGGGAGCGUAAGGUAUCUCUGCAGCGGUCACUUCUCAGUAAAAGUCGCCACGAGCAAGAGAAAAUGCAACAGCAAAUUACAAAGAUGCAAGUGGAUCGUAUUCGCAAGUCCCUCCGGGCCACAAUAAUGAACGUGUGAAAAAAUUAACACAGUACAAGAGUACAAGAUGUAACCCCACAGCAUCGAGCUCUUUCCAAGGUAUUCCAGCACACACAGCACGAAAGCCAACACGGCCAAACUAGUAAUCCAUUCAACGACUUAUCUUUUCUCUGUUUAGCCCUGGCUCUUGGUAUGAUAGCAGUUGGCAUGUUGACAUAUUUUCACGGAAUGGAAGCAAAUUAUCAAGCCAAUUCCGGGAAGACACUGUUGCCUUUUUAUUGGGCGGCAUAUUUAUUUCCAUAACAUAGUCCACUUGAGUACUUUAAAAAGGCAUAUCCAUGCAAUGCAAUACCAUACCAAGUUUACAGACAUGUCCAAGAAAGCAGUUUGAUUUAUUUUGCUCUCUCUUUCCUGAGUUUAAAAGAAUUUGAUGGCAUGACACUUAUAACUCUACUCAUAUUGCAUUCAGUUGCCCAUGCACUCUGUAAUCCUUUCGAUACUCCAAGCACUGAAUUUAGUCAACAUAUUGAA